Molecule: messenger RNA, 532 nt
Organism: Acanthaster planci (crown-of-thorns starfish)
Lineage: Eukaryota; Metazoa; Echinodermata; Asteroidea; Valvatida; Acanthasteridae
Product: HRAS-like suppressor 3
Source: RefSeq, a predicted model, not a curated record
AUGGCUAGCAACAACCAUUUUGGGAUGGUGGGUCGCUGGCACGAGCCUAAUUCUCAAGACUUGAAUGACUUGGAAGGGAUGGUUCUCCCGGGAGAUCGACUGGAGUUCAGCCGGGCAGGUGAAUGGUAUGCACACUGGGGUAUAUACGUCGGUGAAUACAAUGGGAUGGAGCACGCUGUCAUCCACUUCGGGAUGUUUGAAGGAGGGACAGCCUUCUCCAAGAAGAAGAUGUCAGGCAGUGCGGUUUCUGCGAGUAGCAAGCCCGAGGUACGAGCUGACUCCAUUCGGGAGGUGCUGGGCACGUCGGGCAAAGUGAGAAUCAACAACUCUAAGGACAAAGCGAAAACUCCUUUGUCUGCCCACGCUGUUGUGAGAAGGGCAAAGAAAAUGCACCGAGAGAGAGUAGCCAUUGAUUAUAAUCUUAUCAAAAGCAACUGCGAGCACUUCGUGAAUCUUUGCCGGUACGACAAUCCAACCAGCGAUCAGGUGGAUGCGGCAUUUACGGGGGCAAGGACUGGUUUUGGCGUAGCAG